AUGGAACAUGCUACCGCAUUAAUAAUCGUACAAGCAAUACUCGUUAUCCUUUCUCUAUAUGUGGUGGUUCUUCGCUGUUGGACGCGUCUCUACUUCGAGAGACGAACGCUCUCCGUGUCUGACUAUUGCGCUUGGAUAGGAUGGGUUUUCGCCGUGGGGUGGUUCGUGUCGUCGGCAAUUGCUGCGGAUAUAAUACACAACAAUGAUGUUACAGAUGAAGAAGGGUUGGUGCACGAUGUCAAAUACCUCAAGGCCGUUUUAAUUGCUGAGUAUUGCUUCGAUAUUGGAAUAUACUGGCCCAAACUCUCGAUCACUGCUUUUUACUGGCAUCUAAUACCCGAUGUCUUCCGAUCCUUGAGAAUAGCAUUGUACACAAUCACGACAUACUUGGUCUGCUGUCUGAUAGUCGCGUUUCUUUUGAAUACACUAAUUGCAGGAAAUAUCUCGAACAAUUGGUCAAUUGAGAAUCAACUUCUCUCAGCAUGGAACUCAUUCCCGAACUUCAUCACACAGUGGUGUAUGAACUUCUCCACCGAUCUACUAUUGUUUUGUUUUCCGUUCUCCAUUCUAAACCAUUUAAAGCUCCGCAAAGAACAGAAGCUCGGCCUGAUUGGAGUCUUUUCCCUCGGCGCAAUUACGAUAACUGUCAACCUUACCCGUUUCAUUAUGAACAAUUUAGCUAGCUUUCAACUCGAUGAUGCGUCCGGAAAUACGUUAUGCACAGCUGAGAUGACAACAGCUGUGAUAAUUGUUUGUCUUCCUGGCUUGAAGAAGCUUAUCAAGCGAUCAAAGUUAUCUACACAAACGGACAAUUCGUCCCAAUCUGGCCUGGGGGUGGCGACCGUGAGUAGCGCACCGCUCAAGUCACAGCAAACAACACAAAGCUAUGCAGACUGGGGCGUGAAGGAUUGUGAUAUUGAGCUGGUUCCCGAAGGUGAGGAUUAUCUUCGCAUGCCAGAUCUGGUGGUAUUAAAGAGCCAAGGUCCAUAA
Fusarium venenatum is the source of this 990-nucleotide messenger RNA. The record is from RefSeq and is a predicted model, not a curated record. NCBI's taxonomy places the organism in Eukaryota, Fungi, Ascomycota, Sordariomycetes, Hypocreales, Nectriaceae.